GUAUAACCAAAGUUAAGCCAAAGCCUGAUAAAUUAAUCACUUAAAAACAUUGCAAUUUACGUAUUUCAUUUUUUUAUACUUUCGGAUGAGCUUUAGCCCAACAAGCAUUGACUGCUAAUCAUUUUUUACAGUUAUUAUUACCUGGGCAAGUGAAUUUUUGGUUUUUGUUCCAAGAUGCUUAAGGGAGCCGUAAGUUUAGUGACGGGCGGAGGUUCCGGACUAGGAAAAGCAACUGUGGAGCGCCUAGUGUCGCAAGGUGCCAAAGUAGUACUUUGUGAUCUACCGAACUCCAAAGGGGCAGAAGUAGCAAAAGCCCUCGGUGACGAUAAAACGCUGUUCGUGCCAGUCAACAUUACUAGCGAAAAUGACGUGCAGAACGCCUUAAACGUUACCAAAGAAAAGUUUGGAAAACUGAACCAUGUGGUGAACUGUGCCGGAAUAGGGGUGGCCUUCAAGACUUAUAAUUUUAAGAAGAAGCAGCCGCAUUUACUUGAAGAUUUUUCCAAAGUUAUUCAGGUCAAUACGAUUGGAACGUUUAACGUGAUAAGACUUUCCGUUGGACUGAUAGGAGAGAACGAGCCAGAUUCUAAUGGAGAACGCGGGGUGGUUAUCAACACGGCCAGUAUAGCAGCUUACGAGGGUCAAAUGGGACAGGCAGCCUACGCGGCUAGCAAGGGGGCUGUCGUAGGAAUGACCCUACCCAUAGCUAGAGAUCUUGCCAGCGAAGGGAUUAGGGUAGUCACUAUUGCUCCGGGUUUAUUUAAGACACCAUUGUUGGCUAAUUUACCGGAAAAAGUGAUCGCUUUCUUGGAGAGAUCUGUGCCGUUUCCGUCGAGAUUGGGACAUCCGGAGGAAUACGCGCAGCUGGUGGAGGCCAUCAUUCAAAAUCCCAUGCUGAAUGGGGAGACUAUCCGGUUGGAUGGGGGUCUAAGGAUGACAUAGUGCCGUAUUUCUUUAUAUAUUUUAUAAUUUUAAGAAUAAACUGGUUUAUAGGAA
Messenger RNA from Anthonomus grandis grandis, 996 nucleotides. RefSeq names its product 3-hydroxyacyl-CoA dehydrogenase type-2 (gene scu). Gene Ontology annotation, molecular function: estradiol 17-beta-dehydrogenase [NAD(P)+] activity. The transcript has 4 exons. The record is from RefSeq and is a predicted model, not a curated record. Gene Ontology annotation, biological process: fatty acid metabolic process; androgen metabolic process; estrogen metabolic process. Lineage: Eukaryota; Metazoa; Arthropoda; Insecta; Coleoptera; Curculionidae. Gene Ontology annotation, cellular component: mitochondrion. Bases 175 to 942 code for a protein of 255 amino acids.